This is a messenger RNA of Phymastichus coffea, 3683 nucleotides long. RefSeq names its product phospholipid-transporting ATPase IF-like. Gene Ontology annotation, biological process: phospholipid translocation. NCBI's taxonomy places the organism in Eukaryota, Metazoa, Arthropoda, Insecta, Hymenoptera, Eulophidae. The transcript has 19 exons. Gene Ontology annotation, molecular function: ATPase-coupled intramembrane lipid carrier activity; ATP binding; magnesium ion binding. The record is from RefSeq and is a predicted model, not a curated record. Gene Ontology annotation, cellular component: endoplasmic reticulum; trans-Golgi network; plasma membrane. Bases 123 to 3521 code for a protein of 1132 amino acids.
UAAGCACACGUAUACGCGCGUCGCUCAUCAAUUUGCCAAUUUGCACGGUUGCUUUUGCAACUAACAUUGGUGCGAACAGUUUUGUUAUUAAUUUUUUAGAGUUAUUAGCGACAAGCAGACAAAUGGGCAAUGGAAACUCCACGGCAGCCGAGCAGCGAGUUAUCCAGGUCGAGCCCAACAAGGAGCCUUCUCAAAGCCCUUUGCCCCGCAAUAAGAUAACGACCAGUAAGUACACCUUAUGGAACUUUGUGCCCAAGAAUUUAUUCGAGCAGUUUCGAAGAAUAGGAAAUUUGUAUUUCCUCGUCAUUAUGAUCGGCACGGCGAUCACGGAUUCGUUAUUCGCUGCGUCCACCACGGCGUUCCCUCUGCUCUUCGUCAUUUUCGUGACGGCGUGCAAGCAGGGUUACGAGGACAUUCUGCGCCACAGAGCCGAUCGGCGGGUCAACAGUCUGCCGGUGACGGUCUUCCAACGCGGGUGCGCUCGGGAAAUACGCUGCCAGCAAAUCGCCGUUGGCGACAUCGUCAGGGUGAACCGAGACGAGGAUGUGCCGUGCGACCUCGUGAUUCUGCAGAGCAGCGAGCUUUCCGGAAAGUGCUACGUCACCACGUCGAACUUGGACGGCGAGUCAAAUUUGAAAACUUUGCAAGUGCCAAGGAUGUUUUUAAAUUUAGACGCUGCUCGGAUAAUAGGCAUGAAGGCGACGAUAACGUGUCAGAAUCCGGCGCCCGGCUUGUACAUGUUCGAGGGCAAAAUACAGGCGAGCAUACCUGGAACGGACGAGGACGAGCAAGAAGCGACGCGUUCCGGGCCUCUCACCAUUGACAACCUCGCCCUCGGAGGCGCAAGGCUCAAAAACGUCGAUUUCAUUGUCGGCUGCGCUGUGUAUACUGGCAAGGACACCAAGUUGUCGCGCAAUUCCAAAAUGAGCAUUCAAAAGUUUUCGACCGCUGAAAAAACCAUUAAUAAGUAUAUCCUAGUGCUCAUGUUCAUCUUGGCGAUAGAAGUCAUUUUUUGCACAGCUAUGAAAAUCGUGCGAGCCAAGAAAGACGAGUUGCGAACUUACCCGAUGAGCUUGAACCAGGUCGACGGCUCCUACACGAAACUGCUUGCGGAUAUGGUUAUCUUCGUGGGCCUUUACAAUUACGUCGUGCCUAUUUCACUGUACGUGACGAUCGAGAUGCAAAAGCUCUUGGGCGCGUUCCUGUUUGGGUGCGAUCUCGGGAUGUACGACGAGCUGUCCGAUCAACCUGCCAUCGCUAACACGUCCGACAUCAACGAGGAUCUCGGCCAAGUCGAGUAUCUGUUCUCGGACAAGACGGGCACCCUCACCGAGAAUAACAUGAUAUUCAGACGUUGCUUCGUCGACGGCAGCGCGUACUGCGAAAACGACUGCGACGGCAGGUUGUACCUUUUACCGGCGAACGGCAAUGCGAAGGAAGCGCAAAAAAUUGACACUUGGAGCCCCGAAGUUUGGCAUUUUAUGCUGAGCCUAUCGCUGUGCCAUUGCGUGCACAUUGCUCCUCCGCUUCAACGGGCCAAGGCAGAGCUAAACAGAGUGGAAUUUCGCGAAAGCUUGCGCUUGAGGAAACCUGUAAGACUGAACAGUUCUUUGAUGAUGGAUCCUGCUUUGCCGGAGUAUCAGGCGACGUCCGCGGAUGAAAAAUCUUUGGUAGAGGUUGCUGCCCGGUGUGGCGUUAUAUUUUUGGGCGAGACGGACGAAGAUGAAAUCGAGAUUGACGCCAGAGGUAGACGCCUUUAUUAUCAGAGGCUCGACGUUCUCGAAUUUACUUCCGAUCGCAAACGAAUGUCCGUGAUAGUGAAGGAUACAGCAGGCGUCAUUUGGUUGUACUGCAAAGGAGCAGACUCGUCGAUGUUUCCCUUGCUGGCUCGCGAAAACCUCGAAGCAGCGAAAGCCUGCGUCGCCGAUUUUUCCAUGAGAGGGUUGCGCACACUCGUGGUGGGCUUCAAGCGAGUCGCGAAGGAGGAGUACGAACGUCUCGGUCGGGAAGUGAACGAGGCGAGGCAAACGAUCGGCAAAGACCGAACGCCAAACGUCGAGCGUGCCUACUACAAGUUGGAAACCGGCUUGGCACUGCUGGGCGUGACCGCCGUCGAGGAUCGCCUGCAAGAGGGAGUUGCCGAAACUAUGGAGAAGCUUCGCGCGGCGGGUAUCAAGGUUUGGGUGCUGACGGGCGACAAAGCGGAGACGGCGGAAAACAUUGCCUUCCUCUGCGGCCACUUCCAAAAGGGAACGACAAUCUUGAGGCUGAUGGACCAGCGCUCGACGCAUUCGUGCUGCGUUCUGCUGACAAGCUUCGAGCGAAAGAUGAAAAUAGAGCCCCUCGUUCGGUACGGCUUGCUCGUCGACGGGGCGAGCGCGGCCACGGCGCUGAACCACUGCCCGAGCCUGCUGCGGAACGUCGCGAUGUCUUGCGAAGCCGUGGUAUGCUGUCGCAUGUCGCCGCUGCAAAAGAGCGAGAUCGUGCACCUGGUGAAGCGCGCGAAGGGCAGGCCGCUGACGGCGGCGAUAGGCGACGGCGGCAACGACGUGUCGAUGAUCCAGGAAGCCCACGUGGGCCUCGGAGUUACCGGCAAGGAGGGCAGACAAGCCGCGAUGAGCGCGGACUUCGCCUUCGCCAAGUUCGCGCACUUGCAGCGCGUGCUACUCGUGCACGGCCACUGGUACUAUCUCAGAGUCGCCGUGCUCGUGCAAUAUUUCUUUUACAAGAACGUCGUCUUCAUCACGCCGCAGCUGCUCUACAAUAUUUUUGCCGACUACUCGGCCAAGGCCCUCUACGACAGGCUAUUUCUCAUGUGCUACAAUGUCAUUUUCACGUCGAUUCCUAUCCUCGUCUACGGCGUCUACGAGCAGAACUACUCGGACAAAACGCUGCUAACCAAUCCGCAAUUGUAUCGAUUGAACAGGAGAAAUAUUUUCAUGUCCAACGGUCACUUCGUCCUCUGGAUGCUCAUGGCUACAUGGCAAGCGUGCGUCGUAUACUUUAUGCCAUUCUACUUCUACAAAUGCAAUUCGGUGAUGAUACACGAGAGCGAUUCAGCAGAGCACUGGCAGUUCGGCACCUGUAUAUUCUACGUUGUAACGAUCAUUGCUAAUUUACAAAUAUUGCUGUUAAGCUCCUACUGGACGUUCGCUUUCACCUUUUCCAUUUUCCUAAGCGAAAUGCUAUUUUUCGCAGGCACAUUUGCUUACAGUUAUUUCGAUUGGCAAUACGACGGACAAAUGUUGGAGAUAUUUACGGCGCUAUUGUCCUCUUACACCUUUUGGCUGCUGACGCUGUUGAUCGUUGUGGUCAGUUUGAUACCUACGUUAUUCUUUGUUAUUUGGAAAAACAAAAGGCCCAGUGAAUUGCGCAGCCAACUGAAGAGGAGAGCGAGAUAUAUUUCCGGAAUUGCUCGCCGCCCAGUUGAGCCAACGUCGGCCACUAUACCAAAUAGACGCUCGUCCACGUUUGUUCCUUGGAGAGGAUACUUUUCCUUCGGCGACGACAACGCUUUUUAACGAGACUCGCAAAGCCGAAACCUGGAUCGACUUAAUUACAGCAGACACGUGGACUCAUUCCAAAGAAGAAGAAGAAGAAGAAGAAGAAGAAGAAGAAGAAGAAGAAGAAGAAGAAGAAGAAGAAGAAGAAGAACGGAGUGCCCCCCUGAGAGUUGCUUAGAA